Messenger RNA from Oppiella nova, 1224 nucleotides. Lineage: Eukaryota; Metazoa; Arthropoda; Arachnida; Sarcoptiformes; Oppiidae. The record is from the annotation of a GenBank genome assembly.
AUGGAGUACAAUGAAAUACAAAGCAUAUUACUGAACAACUUGUUGGGAAAAAUGAGAAUCACAUGUAAUUUCCGAGACAGAGGGUGUCCGGUGGUGAUGCCGUUGGAAAGCCUACGCCAGCACACAGACAAGUGUCCCUUCAGUAUACGGUUGUGUAACAAAUGCUUUUGUUUGUGUAAAAUAAACCACAAUUGUGUGGAAGAGUUGAUGGCAUUGAAUAAGAAAGAGAGCGAAAGAUACGAAGAAUUAAUGCGUGAAAAGCAUUCGUCGGACAAAAUGAGGGAUCAGUUGAUGGACGAGAAUAUGGCGCUCAAGAAGGAGAUGCAAGAGUUGCGCAAAAACUUUGAGAAAAUUACACAUAAAUACACAAAACAAUUGGAAACCUUUAGUCCAAAUGAGCUGGGUAAACCUAAACCCUUUGGGUUAGCGGCACCGCACCCUCUGGUGCGGACCAACUCGACCCAAUCGCUCCGGGAGGCCGGGGAUAUGAGGCCGCCGUCAAUAUACGAGAUGCUGAGUGAGGCCCGGAAGCACCUGAACCAGAGGGUGUCCGUCACGGAGUGCAACACCACCGAAGAGGCGGCCAAUAAAGUGGUCGAUUGCGUCAAGAAUGAGAUCCGCAAUAAUAACAACAUGUAUUACAUCUGCCAAAACAUUGUCUACAAGUUGGACCUCGAGUUGGGCAGCAGUUGGUGUGUGAUCACCAACUGGAAUAAGCAGGGUCAUAACUACACCAAUAGUAGUUGCUACGUGAAGCUCAAGUUUGGCAAAUUAACGUUCAAGAUAUACCGCACUAAGUUUUUAGAUGUGCCGCUCCUUCGCCGGCGAGUAAGGGACGGGAAAAUAGUGGCAAAGAUUCAGAUAUUUGAUACGGAUAUGAGUGACUCAAUGAUCAAAUUCGUGGAAACCGUGACUUUCGUGGCGCUGAGAAAGCAUAAGACAAUGCGAUUAAUAGCCGGCGAAGUGAAGUCCAAAAUGGACGCCGAAUACAGCGGUCAGUGGAACUGUUUUGCACAUAAUUUCGGUGAUUAUUGUGUCAAUAAGAAGGAGAAGACGUUCAUCAGCUUCGAUGUCGACGAACUCAAGAUUACUUUGUUUCAAGCCAAUUAAGUACUGUACAAGGUCUGUUCAUACAUGACAUGUUGGUUAUACUUGUGUUAAAUCAAGCAUAAUUUGAUUUACUAUAUAGAAUUAAUCUCACUAUUAUAAAGUGUUAAUUGAUGU